UGUAAACAUACGGGUAUUUAAAUUUGAUAAUCUUAAAUAAGACUAAAUAUAGAUUUCUUAAAAUCCGAGAUUUUAUAAUAAGGUCAUGUUAUAAACAACCAAGGUGUGCUUUUGAACUACCAUGGAAAAGGGAAGAAUGAACAAAGAAGACGAAGACAGACUUCAAUCGAAUAUACUUUAUCUGAAAGCUAACAUAAAUCCUGACGAUGUAAUAGAUCAUCUAUUACAAGAUCGUGUGAUCACUUUUGAUCACCAUGGUGAUUUGAAAAAUGAAAAGACAGGCUCUGACAAAAUGGAUGAAUUGAUUAAGAUUUUGAGAUUUGCGGGAACAAACUCGUACAGGAAAUUUGUGAACUGUUUAAAGAAAAGUGGAUAUUCGCAUGUAGCCAAACAACUCUUGCCAGAUACUACAGCAAAGGAUUUGACGCCUGAAUUAAGAACAAGUUCAGGAGAUACCGGAAGAUAUGCUACUGAAAACGAGGAAAAUUUAAUCAAAGAGGGAUCAGAGUACAGCAACACCAACAAGUUACAAAAACUACAGCCAAUCUCUGCUGAUUCGAAUGUUGCAGACGGUCCCAUAAAACCAGAACAAAAUGUCGGACGCACAUCUCCUGAAGCAGCGGCAGCAGGUACUUCGGAAGAAACAGGUUAUGAUGAAAUUCCACCAGAGGAUGAUACAGAAGCAGGAUACGAUACUCCCCAAUUUGCAGACACAACUGAACUCUGUCUUCGAAUUCCAUUUAAAGACGACAAGUUAGAAGAAUCGUCACAUUUUAAUUACUACAAAACAUACACGGAGCUCUUGUCUCUCCCGGGAUGGUGCCCAAGAAUAAAUGACACAAAUCACAACAAAGUAGUGAAAUAUCUGAGGAAUGGGGAAUUCUUUAUAUGGUAUAGCAAACAGAAAGAAGCUUUCAUCAUAACUCUAAGUUGCAGUACCAAAUUGCACCAAAACGGUUGUAUUUAUGUCAAAGUGAAAACAAGAACGGAUGGAACUGAUAAUUUAUUCAGAAUAUCAAAGGAAAACGAAUUUAAAUCACUUUUAGAAUUGUUUAAACAUUACAUUCAUAAUGGUUUACCAACAAAAUUUAUUAGAAAAUAAAAAAAUAAAGUUGUG
Messenger RNA from Mytilus trossulus (common blue mussel), 1117 nucleotides. RefSeq lists its product as uncharacterized. The transcript has 5 exons. Gene Ontology annotation, biological process: regulation of apoptotic process. Lineage: Eukaryota; Metazoa; Mollusca; Bivalvia; Mytilida; Mytilidae. The record is from RefSeq and is a predicted model, not a curated record. The coding region runs from base 122 to 1102 and encodes 326 amino acids. Gene Ontology annotation, molecular function: protease binding; death domain binding.